CUAAGACAGGGAAUUUUUACUAGGAUUAAAUGUCAGGAAUUGUGAAAACUGAGUAAAUGUAUUUGGCUAAAGUGUAUGUAAACUUCCGACUUCAACUAAAUAUAGCUGCAAACAAACACAAUCAAUGCUGAACCACAGUUAGACAUCGCACCGCUUGUGAAGCACAGAGGAGGCCAAAGAAUAGUCAACAAAGGGGGGAAAAAACUAUCGCUGCAAAAGCAAAAUCAGCCGUUACACCACUUUGGGCUAUAUUUGGGAAUUUUGGAAACCCAUAACAAACUCCAUGACCCUUUACCAACACCAGUCAGAUGACUUAAAGUGUGACGCACAAAUAUGAGGGGACAUUUUGUCUCUUUUUAAUCAAUUGCUGUGAUGAAUGGCUGUGAAUUCCAGCGCCACAAAUCUGCAGGGAAAAGGCCUCUUUAAUUUAACCAGUCUUAAUCUUUGAUCUGUGGUGCAGUCUGCCUCCCCUACGGUAACAUGCCCGUGACCCUCACCUCAUCCCCGUCAAACCCCCCCAGCACAGCCCCACUACUGAUAACACUGCUUGGAAUGAGUGCCAUGAACGGAGAGGAGUGAUGCGAAUGCACAGACCAGUGGAGAGUGAAGAAUGUGGUCGAGCAAGCAGAGGAUGGGUCCUGCGAGUGCACAGGCAUCGGGGUCGCGCAAAUUAAACUUGAGUUGCAAGGGCGACUUUAAGCAAGCAGAACAUCAUUGCCGCAUGCAAAAUAUUAAUUUGAUAGCAGAGAUUAUUUUUUUUAUUUUUUUGCGGAGAUACUUCAAAAUCUGCAAUCUUUUACUAUUGUUUUAUUAGAGGUGAAAAUUCUAGCCAAUGAACAUGGUCGUCACUAGUUAACACAGCCACAAAGUCAUACUUAUUAUGGCUAAACCCAGCCUAUUUAUACAAUUUAUCUUCUUAAAAUCUGAUUUUAAACUCCCCUUAUGCCUAACCAUAACUUUAAUGUUAAGACCAAAAAGCUAAUUUUUGUUUUCAUUAAUUUUUACUAUACAUUAAAGCUGUGAUAUCUAGUGUAAACCGGAUUUUGACGUUGGAAGGCAAUGUAACCUAACGUAGCAGGCGUAAAAAAAGAACACCUGAGUGGAGUUCCCACGUCAGGUUUUCAGCAGAAAAUAAAGCUCGGUUGAAUUAGCUGUAUCCCUGAAAACUGGAUACAUCCGGUUGUUGGCAACUUCGCAAAGACUGAAGGCAAGGUUACGGUGGUGUAAGGACGAUGGCCGACAAUAAAAAGGCCCACUGUCACUAUGUGGUGGGGAAGUUGUUCUCUGCUUAGCUGACAAAGAUAGGAGAUACAAUGAGUCCGCUCUAUUCCAAGUACCUUGGCUCUCCUCUAUGCACAGCACUCUGGAGACUUCCUGCAGGUAACCUUGACUUCUAUCAAUCACCCUGUAACUUAAUCAUUCGAGGUACUGAGAGUUCCUCUAAUUGCUUUUACGCUAUAUGGAGGCAUUGUUAUUAGGACAUAUGUCACGUAGAGAGGAUAACUUGUUAUGGACUUUGACCAACUCCUGUCUGUAGGGUUAGAAAGAUGGUUCUAUACAGAGGAUGGUUCUAUGCUGAAUGUGUACAAGUUGGUAAGGGAUGAAGUGAGAACCUAUAGGAGGAUAGCUCUUCCCAGGUUGGGCAUGAAAUGACAGCAGGCUGUUCAAUACUGAGCCAUACUGACUGAUGAGUGGUGUGGAUUGGUACAGCUCGCCUUAGUCCCAUAGUAUGUUAUCACUUAUUUGGAUAAAUUAUUAUCCAUAGUUGCCUCUAUUAAUACAGCAGCAGUCUUUAAAUGGGCUGUUACCUUGAAUGCAACGCUAAGAUGUUCAAGCUGUUUAACUCCAAUUGAACUCUGUCUAUGCCAUUUUCUGACAUCAUAUUUUUACUUUCUCACUACAGUUGUUCUCAGGAGACGGGUGAGUGUAGAGAACAUACUGUAUGUCUGGCAAAGUGGAGUCAGGCUUCUACUUCAUUGGCAAAGUUUGGAUCUGCGAGUCACCUUUGACCUUGAUGUAACUUUCAUCGAAGUCUUUGGGUCAUGGGUGUUCCCUAACUCACCUUGUGACUUACACAACUCAGCAUAUAUGUAUCCCUUCACCUUCCUCAGUGGAGUCCCGACCAGGGGUAUCAAACUCCAAUGUCCGUGUACAUGUUGUGUGGGCGUAGUUACCGGACCAGUGGGAAGAGGCAUUGAUGAAAGUCCCAGUGUGGUCUCAACAAACAGCCGCUGUGCCAACACCAUGCCUGAUGACGACAACCAGAUGGUAUUCCUCCACCCUGGAUCACUGUAAACACACACCUAGUCUUUCUCUCUCUAUGUUGCGCACGUGAGAGAGAUUAAUGGGUCUGUAUAUGUGAGUGUGUGUAGUGUAGGAUAUAUGUGUUGUGUAUUUGAGUCUACUCUGCGUCUGUAUACACCCUGUAUUACAUACCUGUGUUUUUGUUUGCACACAUGUUCUUGUGUGUGAUUCAGUGUCAUGUUUUGUGACAACUUUCUCUUGUCUCCUCAGAUAUUUGGUGCUCCCCAGACUAGGGUUUCGAGGCAGAGAUGGACUACUCUGUUAGUCUGAGCUUGCCCCUCUACUCUGCACUCAGUGAUGUCCAGUCCCCAUACAUACUCAUUGACUCGUUUGUGCUGAUGCCCUACUGUAAGAACCUGGAGAUCUUCACUGGUUCUGAGGUAGGUGACCUGACCACCAACAGUGCCUGGGACACGUUCCAGCGUUACCGCUGUCUGGAGAACAUCCCGAGCGUGGUCAAGACACCCUCCACAGACAUCUGCUGCAAAUUCAUCUCUAGCGUGUCAGUUCUGCUGCACCAGGGAGCUAAAGAUGGCUCUGGCUUGCUGAUAACAUCUGAUCUGAUGAGACUCCCUAUGUGAUUUGACUCCUGUAUCACUACCUGUAUUUAAUACAACUUCCAAUGUCAAUUUAAAUAAUUUCACACUGUAAUUUGAUAGACAAUGGUAGUUCCCAAUCAGACAUUUACUACCUCAGUUAAAUGUUUGGUGAAUGCAUGGUGUUGUUUUGUCCUCAGUCCUCCUUUUGAAUGCUGUGUGUACCAGAAGAGGCUGGUGGGAGGAGCUAUAGGAGGACAGACUCAUUGUAAAGGCUGGAAUAGAAUAAAUGGAACGGUACAAAACACAUCAAGCACACGGAAACAACUUGUUUGACUCCAUUCCAGCCAUUACAAUGAGCCUGUCCUCCAAAAGCUCCUCCCACCAGCCUCCUCAGGUGUGUACCAUGAUGACAUGUUAAUCAUAUUAAUAAACCAUCCCCCCCCAAAAUGUAAAAAAAAAUAUUUAUCCCGA
This is a messenger RNA of Salmo salar (Atlantic salmon), 3314 nucleotides long. RefSeq names its product laminin subunit beta-1. Lineage: Eukaryota; Metazoa; Chordata; Actinopteri; Salmoniformes; Salmonidae. The record is from RefSeq and is a predicted model, not a curated record.